This is a messenger RNA of Culex quinquefasciatus (southern house mosquito), 1082 nucleotides long. RefSeq lists its product as uncharacterized. Gene Ontology annotation, cellular component: extracellular region. Lineage: Eukaryota; Metazoa; Arthropoda; Insecta; Diptera; Culicidae. The transcript has 4 exons. The record is from RefSeq and is a predicted model, not a curated record. Gene Ontology annotation, molecular function: chitin binding. The coding region runs from base 16 to 891 and encodes 291 amino acids.
AAACAACUCAUUUAAAUGUUCAGUAGUGAGACGGGCGUCAAGAUGAAAGCAGCUGCCAAGUUCGGUCUCAGUUUCCUAGUGUUGCUCAGUGUUGUGCUCGUUUAUCUGUCAUCUGCUUCCGAGCAGAGUUUAUCCGAAUCGGCUCUGAGCCAGCUAAAUAUGACGGCACAGUACACGAACCGAGACUCGCAACAACCGGCCGCCGUCCGGGAACGGUGCACCGCCCAUCAAAGCGGAAUGUUCACGCCGAACCGAGCCAAGAGCCAGCGGGCGAGAACCGGACGGCGGACGCUUUCAGCGCGGUUGCGAGGAAACUGCGAGCGCGUCGAUGUUCCACUUUCAGAAACUCCCCAGCCCACGCCCAACUGCCCCCGGCUGAACGGCUACUUCGGCAGCCAGACGGGCGCGUGCGACAAGUUCUACUACUGCGUCGACGGCAAGUUCAACAUGAUCACCUGCCCCGCCGGGUUGGUGUUCAACCCGAAGACCGGCAUCUGCACAUGGCCGGACGAGGCCGGCAAGUCGGGCUGCACCUCCGAGGACGUGUUCUCCUUUUCGUGCCCCAAGGUGAACGAAUCGAUUGCGGUGACGCACCCACGGUACGCCGACCCGGACGACUGCCAGUUCUUCUACGUGUGCAUCAACGGCGAUAUUCCGCGGCGUAACGGGUGCAAGCUGGGCCAGGUGUUCGACGACAGUGGCAAGCACUGCGAGUGGGCCCGCAAGGUGCCGGAAUGUGCCGACUGGUACAAGGACCGCCUGACUGAUAAACAGCUGGAAGAGCUGGAGAACCCACCAACGACCAAGGCUCCUGCGCCGAAGGGACCAACCAAAGUGUCGCGCCGACGUCCGUCCAAGCGGCCUAAACAACCGGUUGAAGACGAAGAGUAAGGGAGUAGCUGUGUAAAGAUGUGUUUUGUGUAAAAAGUAUUUCAUUAUCUUUCAGUCGAAUGUCCUGAAACACAAUACUCAGCCAAAAUUUCGAUUCAAUUUCUAGCACUGUAAUUUAUUGUUUUCUAUGACUUCUUGUAGAAGAUAUAUGUUUAACAAACAUCCAUAAUAAAUUAUGUCCUAAAACCAAA